Molecule: messenger RNA, 1048 nt
Organism: Pogonomyrmex barbatus (red harvester ant)
Lineage: Eukaryota; Metazoa; Arthropoda; Insecta; Hymenoptera; Formicidae
Molecular function (GO): zinc ion binding
Source: RefSeq, a predicted model, not a curated record
GUUUUCAUUUCCAAGUGUAUCAAAAUAUUUUAGAUCGAUGUCAAAGAUAACAGUUUUAGGAGAUUCAUUGUACUGUGACGACGAAAAGAAUAAGAUUCGGAAAAUUUUCAGAGCACAUUGGUCGCUUUGCUCCAAACGUUGAAUAAUAAAGUUUAUUGUAUUGUUAAGUUUAUUGUAUUGUAAUAAGUUAAUACAAAUAGCAGAUCAAUAUGACCGAUAUGAUAAAUGCAUAUGAAAUGAACGAACAUUCCUCCGGGAUGGAAAGAACUUCUGAAAGCAAUGUUACUGCCUUUAACUUUCUAUGCCGAGGUUGUAACAGAGAUGACAGAAGGGAAAAACUCAUACGUCCAUGUAACUGCACUGGCGAUCGGGAAUUUAUACACACUGACUGUUUAGAGACUCUAGUCAGAGUUGAAAAGCUCAUUCAUUGCAUACAUUGUAGAACUUUUUACCCGCUGGAGUACAAGCGCAAACGAUUAAUAGAGUGGUGCAGAAACGUACAUGCAUUGGGUAAUAUGUUAAAAGGAUUCUUCGCUUGUCUUAUUACAAUAUUAGUUGUGAUAUUCUAUAAUGCAUGUAUAUUAUGUCUACUCAUAUAUUUAAGUACAUAUAUUAAUUUUUCAAAAGGAAAUAUUAAUAGUUCCUUUGCGAUUAUCAUUUUAAUGGCAUACUUCGUAACUGUUAUUAUUUUAUCUAAAAAUAUGGAGAAAAAACAAGUAAUCAGCAACAGUAAAAGAUUACGUAAUGCUUGUCACACGUGGUACAGAGAAAAUAGUCACGCUAAAGUGAUAAAAAGUAAUAGAAUCAGAAUUUUUUAAAUUGUACAUAUUUUACUAUCGGUAUACUCUUAUCCUGCGACAAGGUUAUUAAAAUGACGUCAUUAUAAUGAAGUUAUAAUGCAACAAUGAAAUGAUGAUAGAAUCGCUAUUAUUAAAACAUUUUACGGAAGGACUUUUUAUUAUUAAAACUUUUAUUAUUUUACGGAAGGACGAUAGAAUAAAUAGUUGUUUUAUUCUUAUAUCAUGAAGUAAUUAAUUAAAUGUCACAA